CUCGCCACCAUCAGCGUCUUCUUCGUCGAGGUCAGCGGCGGCGACACGGUGUUGGGUCAUGGCGAGCUACGGCGACGACGGCGUGGAGCUCACCGAGCUGACGCUGGGGCCUCCCGGAGCCAGCGCUCGCAGGGCCAGGCGCGGCAGGAAGAACGGCCAUCCGCCGCCGUCGUCCUCGAUGAUUCAGGCAGCGUACUUCGUGAAGGUGAGCAUGGACGGGACGCCGUACCUGAGGAAGGUGGACGUCGCGGCGUACGGCGACUACCUCGAGCUCGUCGAGGCGCUCAACGACAUGUUCUACUGCUCCACCAUUGGACUGAUGGACGGGUACGGCGAGUGGGAGCACGCCGUCGUGUACGAGGACGGCGACGGCGACUGGAUGCUCGUCGGCGACGUGCCCUGGGAGAUGUUCGUGUCUUCGUGUAAGAGGAUGAGAGUGAUGCGAGCUUGUGAGGCGAGAGGCUUGAGCUCAAACGCGUGACAGAAACAAUUGCAGGUUGACCAGUGCGUUGUAGAUAACUGAACCUGGACAUCGAUCGCUCAUGCAAGUGGUGAAAGCGCUGACGAAAAGGAUGACGCAAUUUUCUGACCGACCAAAGCUAUGCUGCGCACACAUGAUUGAUGCAACAACAUCUACAGAAAGACCAGCAUAUCAGCAUCUCACUAGCUAGCCUGGAAUAAAUGUUAGUUAAGUAGUUGACACUGCAGAUGCGGUCAAUCUCUCCAGCUUGCUGCUUGCUUCUCACAUGAGCCUGAAUGCCUCUGAUACGGUUGACUUCCCUGAUGAGAUCCCAACAUUUUAGCUCCCUUUUGCCUCUAGCUAGUUGUAAGUUGUUUCGGCUGUAUAUGUAUGUAUGUCGCAUCACAUGUACAUGGAUCAAGAGUUGUUCGUUGUACCUCCCAAAUUUUGAUACAGCUAGCACGAAGAUCUUUUGAGUCUGAGAUGAGGUUCAA
Molecule: messenger RNA, 954 nt
Organism: Oryza sativa Japonica Group (Japanese rice)
Lineage: Eukaryota; Viridiplantae; Streptophyta; Magnoliopsida; Poales; Poaceae
Source: RefSeq, a predicted model, not a curated record